GCUCUAUUGUUCUUUCUUCUCUCUGUGCUCGAACAGUUUCCUCCUCAUCCAAUCUCUCUCCUCUCUCUCGCAAUCUCUUUUUUUUGUCCAUUGCCCAAAUCUCUGCAUCUCACAGUCAUCGAUUUUGCAUUUUUAUAGUUUUUUACUUCAAAGAUUUCAAUUUUUUUUUUUUUUUUGCUGUUGAUUCGGUUCGUGCCGACCGAAUCGAAUUCAGGGCCAUGAUGAGUUGAAUUGUUAAAAAUUUUGAAAAAAGACAGAGAGAAAAAGAUGCAGUAUCUGAAGGAAGAGAUUGCGAAAAUCGACGAGAGCUGGACCACUACUCGUUUCGAUUCGUUACCUCACGUUGUUCAUAUUCUCACAUCCAAAGAUCGUGAAGGUGAAGUGCAGUUCUUGAAGGAGCAAAGCGACGUCGUUGAGGAAGUCGUUGAUGAAGUUGUCCAUGUUUAUCACAGUGGAUUCAACAAAGCAAUUCAAAACUAUUCCCAGAUCUUGCGUUUGUUUAGCGAAUCUGCAGAAAGUGUUACUGGGUUGAAAGUUGAUUUGGCUGAGGCAAAGAAGCGUCUUAGUGCUCGAAAUAAACAACUUCAUCAGUUAUGGUAUCGAUCGGUUACAUUGCGUCAUAUAAUCGCUCUGUUAGAUCAAAUUGAGGGGAUAGCUAAGGUUCCGGCUCGUAUUGAGAAGCUUAUUGCUGAGAAGCAGUUCUAUGCUGCAGUUCAAUUGCACGUUCAAUCGGCAUUGAUGCUUGAGCGAGAAGGGCUUCAGACGGUUGGUGCCCUUCAAGAUGUUAGAUCCGAGCUGACAAAGUUACGAGGAGUUCUAUUUUAUAAAGUUUUGGAGGAUUUGCAUGCCCACCUAUACAACAAGGGUGAAUAUAGCUCAGCUGCCUGGAAUGUCCUUGAAAAGGAUGAAGAAGUACCAACCACCACAGCUGUAGCACUUUCGAUGAAUAGUUCACAACCUCUGUCGAGAAGAACUAGGUUAUUGAAAGGUGAUAAUCAGUUUGGUGCUCAUGGAGAUGGAUCAUAUAGGCCGAGUUCAGUUGAUGGCGGUUCAUCUUUUGAUGGCCAUGAUGAUGAUGGUGUUUUGGAACCACAUGAUGAAGUUAUCAAAAUCAUUCCUCGUCAAAUGCCACCAUGGCUUUCAAAUUCGACUCCUGAUGAAUUUCUUGAGGCAAUUAAAAAAAGCGAUGCUCCGCUUUAUGUAAAAUAUUUGCAGACCAUGGUUGAAUGCCUCUGCAUGCUAGGCAAAGUUGCUGCUGCUGGUGCUAUUAUAUGCCAAAGACUACGACCUACAAUUCAUGAGAUUAUCACAUCCAAGAUUAAAUCCCAUGCAGAACAUGUUAAUUCUUUACGAUAUGGCAUUUGUCAGCCUGCCCGAACUGCUACUGUUGGUCUGCAUUUCAUGAAGGGACAAUUAGAGAGUUACCAAUUGCCAAAGCAAAAACGCCAGAAUGGAAUAUCUUUGGCUGGGACUCUACAGGCAGUUAGCCCUGUCUCAUCUGUGAUGGCUCCCACAGGAAAAGCACAGGCUGCAGCAAAAAAACUUCUUGAUUCAGUUUUGGACACUGUUGUUCGAAUAUUUGAGAAUCAUGUUGUUGUUGGGGAGCUUCUGGAAUCAAAAUCUGCUCAACAAGCUGAUAUGAACACACCAAAGUCAAUGCCAACAGAUGUAAACUGGAACCCUGAUUCUGAAGCAUCUCAAGUUACUGGAGGCUACAGUGUUGGAUUUUCCUUGACAGUAUUACAGAGUGAAUGCCAACAACUCAUUUGCGAGAUCCUGCGAGCAACUCCUGAAGCUGCAUCUGCAGAUGCCGCUGUUCAAACAGCUAGACUUGCAAGCAAGGUCCCUUCCAAAGAGAAGAGGGAUGGAGCAGAAGAGGGCCUCACCUUUGCUUUUCGCUUCACAGAUGCUAGCAUAUCAAUUCCCAACCAGGGUGUUGAUCUCAUUCGACAGGGCUGGAGUAGGCGGGGUCCAAAUGUAUUACAAGAAGGCUAUGGAUCUGCAGCUAUCUUGCCCGAGCAAGGCAUAUAUUUAGCAGCAUCUAUAUACCGGCCAGUUAUUCAGUUUACAGAUAAAGUUGCUUCAAUGCUCCCCAAAAAGUAUUCCCAGUUAGGGAAUGAUGGAUUACUAGCAUUUGUGGAGAACUUUGUAAAGGACCACUUUUUACCAACAAUGUUUGUAGACUACAGAAAAGGCGUACAGCAAGCUAUAUCAAGUCCAGCUGCAUUCCGGCCCAGAGCACAUACUGCUGCCACAUAUACGCCAUCAAUUGAGAAGGGUCGACCUGUCUUACAGGGACUUUUGGCAAUAGAUUUCUUAGCAAAAGAGGUGCUUGGUUGGGCUCAAGCAAUGCCUAAAUUUUCUGGUGAUCUUGUGAAUUAUGUGCAAACUUUCCUCGAGCGAACAUACGAACGAUGUAGGACUUCAUAUAUGGAGGCAGUUCUUGAGAAGCAAAGUUAUAUGCUUAUUGGGAGGCAUGACAUUGAGAAAUUAAUGCGACUUGAGCCAGCAAGUGCAUGUUUGCCAAAUGCAUUUGGUCAGUCAAAUAUUGAUAAUUAUAUCAAUGAUGUUGAAACUUCUGAGGUUGAACAAGAACUAAGUGAUUUGCUAUUGAAUUUGAGGCCUAUUAAGCAGGAGAAUCUUAUACGUGAUGAUAAUAAGCUUAUUCUGCUUGCCUCCCUUAGCGAUUCAUUGGAGUAUAUUGCAGACUCAAUUGAAAGUGGAGAAGAAUUGCCAUCCAUUUACAGACUUGGACAGACAAUCGUGAAGGCGCCAAAUCAAGUUGAAGAGAGUGGCAAGAAAUAUCAUACUCCAGAAAGUAGUGAACUUUCUAGGGAUCUGGCAUCAUUUGCGGAUGAGUAUAGGAAAUUAGCAAUUGAUUGCCUUAAAGUUUUACGUGUUGAGAUGCAACUGGAAACGAUUUUCCAUAUGCAGGAAAUGACAAACAGGGAAUACUUGGAGGAUCAAGAUGCUGAAGAGCCAGAUGACUUUAUUAUUUCACUUACUGCACAGAUAACGCGUAGAGAUGAGGAAAUGGCGCCUUUUGUUGCGGGAGUAAAGCGGAAUUACAUAUUUGGUGGAAUUUGUAGCAUUGCAGCUGAUACGUCAAUUAAGGGUUUGGCUGAUAUUAAAUCUGUCAACCUUUUUGGGGUUCAGCAGAUAUGCCGGAAUUCAAUUGCAUUGGAACAGGCAUUAGCAGCUAUCCCCUCGAUUAACAGUGAAGCUGUACAACAUAAAUUAGAUCAUGUUCGAACUUACUAUGAACUCCUAAACAUGCCAUUUGAGGCCUUGCUUGCCUUCAUUACUGAGCAUGAGCACUUGUUUACGGCUGCAGAGUACGCUAAUCUUCUGAAAGUACAAGUCCCAGGAAGAGAGAUUCCUGCUGAUGCUCAAGACCGUGUAUCAGAUAUUUUAUCCCGUUAGCUUUCUGGUUUCUGAAAUUUUAUUUAUUUUCAUGUACCAGAAAGAAAGUGUGUAUCAAUCUGCAAGUAAAGCUGGACACCAUGUUUUGAUCUUUGUUAGCAUGACAGAUAGCUACAACCUGUUGCAGAUUCAGAUUCCAAUUUCAAGGAAGUUCACGCACAUUUUGACACCAUGUUGUGGAGAGUUUUUGUAUUAUUGUAUUCGAACAAGGUCGUAAUGUUUUGUAGUUAUAAUUUGUUCAUGUGUAGCAUUAAUUUUGUGUAUUCAUGUUUGAUCUAUGGAAAAUCUUGGUUUUUUUAAAUUUGGUGAAAACAGAAAAAUGCAUUGUAAAUUUUCCAUGCCCAUUAAUAUUUGUAUAUCAUUUGUAUUGAUUUUUAGACUC
This is a messenger RNA of Ziziphus jujuba (common jujube), 3805 nucleotides long. RefSeq names its product exocyst complex component SEC8. Lineage: Eukaryota; Viridiplantae; Streptophyta; Magnoliopsida; Rosales; Rhamnaceae. Gene Ontology annotation, biological process: Golgi to plasma membrane transport; exocytosis. The record is from RefSeq and is a predicted model, not a curated record. Gene Ontology annotation, cellular component: exocyst. Bases 268 to 3423 code for a protein of 1051 amino acids. The transcript has 25 exons.